This is a messenger RNA of Notothenia coriiceps (black rockcod), 1086 nucleotides long. RefSeq names its product ubiquitin carboxyl-terminal hydrolase 25-like. The record is from RefSeq and is a predicted model, not a curated record. NCBI's taxonomy places the organism in Eukaryota, Metazoa, Chordata, Actinopteri, Perciformes, Nototheniidae. The transcript has 9 exons. The coding region runs from base 1 to 1086 and encodes 361 amino acids. Gene Ontology annotation, biological process: protein deubiquitination; DNA damage checkpoint signaling. Gene Ontology annotation, molecular function: cysteine-type deubiquitinase activity. Gene Ontology annotation, cellular component: nucleus; cytosol.
AUGGCGGCUGACACUGGUUCCCCAUCUCUCCUCACCCUACUGGAUCUUGACGUGCAGCAUUCGACCCUGUCGACCAAUGGACAUCUCCUUCGCACCCUCAAACACACCAUCAGACUCUCUGCUCGCCUGAGCUGGCUCCAAGGUCUACCUGGUCUGGAAAACAGAGACGUCAGUGAAUUUUCCCACAAACUGCUGGACUGGCUGGAGGACGCGUUUCAGCUCGCUGCCAAAGAUAAAGUUGAAGACAAACAGAAGAACCCAAUGGUCCAGCUUUUCUACGGUACCUUUGUGACAGAAAGAAGACACGAAGGUAAGACGUUGUGUAACAUCGAGCAGUUUGGACAGUACCCUCUGCAGGUGAACGGCUUCAACAACCUGGACGAGUGUCUGGAGGGAGCGAUGGUGGAGAGAGAGAUCGAGUCUCUGCACGCAGAUCACAGCGUCACGCCUGGACGAGAGAGAUGGUUCAAAAAGUUACCCCCAGUCUUGACAUUCGAGCUGUCGAGAUUUGAGUUCAACACUCAGCUCGGUCGCCCCGAAAAGAUCCACAAGAAACUGGAGUUCCCUCAAAUCAUUUAUAUGGACAGAUAUCUUCACAAAAACAUAAACCAGACCCACGAGAGGAGAGGAGACGUGAAAAAACUGAAGGAUCAACUCGCAGCCCUGCAACAGAAACUUGAGUGCUAUAAGAACUACGGCUCUGGACCCUCGAAGUAUCCUCUGGCCGACAUGUUGCAGUUUGUUCUGGAGUUCGCCACCACCAAACCCUCUAGUGUUUCCCCCGCUGAAGACCUGAGAGCUGCUUCUCCUGCGAGCCCCCUCCCCAAUGAACCCCUCCCCAAAGACAACAGUGAACCCACAGACGCAGAUUCAUCAGAGGAUCCUGUUGCCGGUGUUUCCAGUUGUCAGCGGACCCCGAUCUAUAAACCCUUCACCCAAUGCAGACUCCCCAUAGACUGCCCCCCCCACCCGGCCCCCCACAGCGUCUCUGAGGAGGAGCUGCACUUUGUGAAGAGCUGCCUGCAGCGCUGGAGGACAGAAGUAGAGAACGACAUCAACGAUCGUGCAGAGAGUGGUCACUUUUGA